CCAAAAACGCCAAAGCGGUGCUGCUGCGUUGGCACCUGGCCACCGCCCUCGCCAUGUCGAAACCGGGAUCCGUGCGCGCUUCCGUGCGAGAUCACGAGGAGCGAACGCUCGCCGGUGCCGCGGACCCGAUCCCCGGAACGCGACCCGAUUGGAGCGUGGAUGACAGUGUGGCUUCGCUGGGCUUCGGCUUCCUCCACUUGCCCCCCACGAGACGUUCCCCGUUGGUGAUCAAGACCGUCAAAAAGGACUCCUGGGCUGAUCUGCAGGGCGUGGUGCCCGGGACCGAGUUGUUGGAGCUGGACGGAGAAGAAGCGGGCUGCCUCACUCCAGAACACUUCCGUGAAGCCUUGCAGCGGCGCCCCCUCCGCCUGAAGCUGGCGCCGCCCUAUGGCGAGGUUUGGAAGCAAGUGGCGCACUUUCAGCAGCAGGUGGUGGCCUUGAGCUUGCAGAAGGUGCACCUUCAGCAAGCUCUGAAGGAUGAAAGCGACCGCGUCAUGCGAGAGCUCGGCAUUUGCACGGAGCUGGAGAAGUCCAAUAGCCUGCAGCACAAGGCGAAGCUGCUGAAAGAUCAAGCUCAACAACUCCAAGAGAAGAGGGACUUGGAGGAGGAAGUGGAAAGGCUCCAGGUGGAGCUAGAGACCUCUCAUGCAGAACUGGCUUCAGAGCGGCAACAGCUCGAAGAGGAGAGGAAUAGGUGGCAGGCGGAGUUGGAAGAGUCUCAUCGGCGCCUGGCCUCCGAGCAGCAAAGCAUGGAGGACGAGAGGAAAGACUUGGAGGCCAAACUGGACACAGCCACUGCCUCCUGGAGCUCGCAGAAAGAGCGCAUGGAAGAGGAGAAGAGUGAGAUGCAGGCCUCAAUCUCUGAGCUACAAGCGGAGCUUCAACGAUGUAAGGCUGAGCUUGCGGUGACAGCGCAGUCGGAAGAGUUCAGGUCUGCAGCGGAGUUCAAGCAGGCGGAGCUUGAAGCGGAGAAACUGCGCUGCAGCGCAGAGAGGGAGGAGUCUGAGGUGUUGCGAAGAAAGCUGCAGGAGCAAGAUGCUCAUGUACAAGAGGUGAACGCCGAGCUCUCCAAAGUGCGCCUUCAACUCGCCUCCACGCGGCCCAGCUUAGAAGCGCUUUUGGCCGAACUGGCCACACCGGAACUCUUCAAAGUUGAGAGCCCGGCGCCGGUGUCGGCCACGACGGGGCUUGGUCCGGGCGUGACGCCUGCGGCACGGCGGAGCUUCCAGCGGAGAAGCCUUGUGCCAGCGGAGCCAGAGAAGGUGCAGGCAGACUCCGAGGAGGAGAUGUUCUGAGAAGGAUAGCUCCUCCCUAUCCCCCCGCCUAUUGGUGUACAUGGGGGGGUACCUCGGUACCUGAGAAGGUCCCGGCAGAUGAUCGAACCCCCACGGUGUCAGGUCCAGAGGCCGAAAGAAUGCCCA
Molecule: messenger RNA, 1421 nt
Organism: Durusdinium trenchii
Lineage: Eukaryota; Dinophyceae; Suessiales; Symbiodiniaceae
Source: the annotation of a GenBank genome assembly